This is a messenger RNA of Hydractinia symbiolongicarpus, 3299 nucleotides long. RefSeq lists its product as uncharacterized. NCBI's taxonomy places the organism in Eukaryota, Metazoa, Cnidaria, Hydrozoa, Anthoathecata, Hydractiniidae. The record is from RefSeq and is a predicted model, not a curated record. Bases 1319 to 1738 code for a protein of 139 amino acids. The transcript is spliced from 4 exons.
GCGACGUCGCAACCAACCUUCAACGUCUAAUCAACGUUGGGUCUGCAACGUCGAUGCAACCGACGUAAAUUCAACGUCUUUUCAACGUUGCCCUCCGACAUGAAUACAACGUCGCAUCAUCGACGUCUUUUCAACGUCGUUUCCACAACGUUGUUUCAACCGACGUGAUAUCAACGUUGAUACAACGUCGAAAAAAGACGUUGUUUCAACGAUCGUAAAACCGACGUUUAUUCAACGUCGUACUGCAACGUUGAUUCAACCGACGUCUUAUCGACGUUUAUUCAACGUCACUCCCGCAACGUUGAUUCAACCGACGUCUAUUCAACGUCGCACCCGCAACGUUGAUUCAACCGACGUCUUAUCGACGUUUAUUCAACGUUGCACUGCAACGUUGAUUCAACCGACGUCUUAUCGACGUUUAUUCAACGUUGCACCAAAUUAACUUUUUACCGAGAAUCUGUUCCGUUCAAAUCUUAUUUGUUUUAGUUCGUCUCACACUGGCCUGCAAAGUUAUAUCUCAAACAGACGUUCAUAGAAGUGUUCCAAACUGUCCAACAAAAUAACGAAGCGUACUCGGUGUUUGUUAAAGAUCGUCAUAAACUAGAAAUAAAGAACGCACGUUUUACUUAAUUUUUUUGUAAUUUGUCAGCGAUUGGAUAUAUUAAUGCCGACGUUAUGUUGUUUUUCAUAUAUAUCGCUAAUUUUACUGCAGUUUUACUACUUCAAAAUAUUACCAUUUGUUUGCAACUUUACAGCCGCAUCUAUGUACUUUUUUACAUAAGAGCCGAAUGUGCAUUCAUUCUCUUAUGCUAUGUUAAAACUUUUGUGACAUAACAUCAGAGAAUGAAUGAACACAAACAUGAAAUGUACACAAAACAUUCAAUGGAUUUUUUUUCAACAGAGCGUACCAAACGUUCGAUUUAUUUUUUGUAAUAUUUAUCAGGGGGUUUUUUGUCCUCGUAUUUUGAGAGAAACAAAUAUUUCAACUUGUAUUAUGGAUGUGAGACAUUUAAAAUACAAUCCAUUUUGUCAAAUUAUAAUUUAUAAUACAAUAAUAACUGUUUAUUUACUUCGCUUUCACAUAUUUAAACCUUUACUUUGUCGCAUGUAAUAUCCCUCCUAGUCAUUGGCGGGAAACUUUCGAUGAGGAAAUUCGCGCCUAAGCCCCUAAGAAGUUCGUAUCAACUCACAAGGCGAAAAGGGCGAAGAACCACAGACGUGAGUAAAGUAUUUCUGUACAGCAUAUGCUAAUUCGUAAACUUUGCUUCGGUAGCAUUCGUAGCAGAAUCUUUUUUAUGUGCUUACAGACUCAUCCAUCAUGUCACCAGAAGUCAGACCAUUGAUACAACAUCAAAACACAACACCAACACAUACACCACCAAAUAGUUUAAAGAGGAAGCAUGUCAGUCCAGUAAGACAAACACCAUCUGGAUCACAGAAUGCAGGUGGAAGUUCUGGAAACGAUCCCUUUCCUAUGUCGACAGGAAAGUUUCAGAAGAGGGUAUUGUAUCUCCUAACCGAUAUCAGGAAUUUGUUGGGAAGACAAAAUGAAAAAGCAGCAGAGCCGGACACAGCUCAACCACAGGAGCCAUUUGAACUGCUAAAGAGUGUUCAAGAGCUAAUAGAGUUUGAGGAGACAUUAAAAGACAAGUCAAACUAUGAUAGAUUGCUAUCCCAGUUAUCAAGAGUUGGUGGCUCAAAAAUUCGCGAAAAUGUGAAAAAUGUUCUGUUAAAGUGAGUCAAAGCAUAAGUACCCCUUAGAGAAUUUAAAAUGUACUAACCUUUGUUGUGUAGUUUACAGUGGUAGUGGAAAAUCACUUUGUUGUGCCCACAUGCUUCGUUUCAUCUUCUCCAUAAAAAAAUCGUGCACGAGGUCCAAGAAUUAUUUAAUUGAAUGAAUAGUUUACGGAAUGCGGCCCCGCAGCCUAAUGGACUCGCAACUAUAUAUUAAAUGCGCUUACGAUGUCGAUUGUUUUACUUUUAUUCCACUUUCAUUAUAGAAUCAUGAAUAAUGAAGUAAUGUCGGCACUCAACAUGAAAGGGAAGGGAAAAAGUGAAAAGGUUGGGUUUGCAAGGAUGAACUUAUAUAAAGCUGUUGUCGGUUAGUAAAAAAAUCCUAUUCCUAAUAUUCAAUUUAUAUAUGUGCUUGUAAGCGUUUUAGUUUGUUGUUGUUAAUUUAUUUAUUGUCGGUUAAAAUAUGUACAAAUAAAUACAAUAGCUCUUAUUAAAGUGCUAAUCCAAACCGACAAGUUUGUAUUAAGUUUUUCCCGCCAUUUCGAGGGGUCGACGUUCAGGGGGAAAAAUACACAUUAAUCUGAGGAAAUCUAUUUGUCCAGCUGUUGUACUGUAAACUACCUCCAUCAAUAUGUGAUAAGAAUUUUGUUACGUUGUAGAAACUGUUAUCAAACAUCAAAAGAAUGCGACAGAAGGAGAAGUUCGUGCGUGUACGGCAUCAAUCCUUAAAUAUGCACCUGAUAGAUGUGGAGGAGCGGGAAGAACUAAUGCCGAAGAAAAUUAAAUCGAUUAAUUUUUAAAUAAUUUACAACUUUUAUAUCAGAGAGGAUUAUAAAUUUUUCAAGCGCCGUAAUAAAUUCUUCUAGCUUAUAUUAAUUUUGAUUGGGUGGCAGAAAAUUAGAAUGGCAAAAUGUUAAAGUGAUUUUAGCUCAACAAUUUUUAGUGUUUCUACUAGAGAUCGGACUUGUGACUAGUAAAAGUAUGGAAUAUGCAUGAGUGGGUGCUUUUUUUAAGGAAAUACAGUGCUAAUAUAAUAUUCAUUAUAUUUUUAUUGUAAUUUUCAACCUCGAUUCCUGGACUUCUUGCACCUGGUGAGGACGGUGGCUUUUCACACUUUUUAUAAAGUAUAGCAUCAUGAUCGUAUUUAUUCGCAUCUGGUAUCCUUAACAAACACCCUUGUAUUCAACUCUGACUUCAUUAAGAAAACAUACUUUUUCUCUAACCAAUGCUUGAUUAAAGACUUCGGUGCAACAGUUUUGCUUGACACUUUAGGUGAUUUGAGCAUACUAACAGGCUGCCUUAUCAGGAGGCGUGCCUGGCACAUGAAAUCGCAGCUAUAAAUUUGCAAAUACUGCACGUUUAACAACCUCGUCAUUGCUGCGUUACAUUUUUUGCAUUGGGUUGGAACGCUGGAGAUUCUCACAUAGUACCAGUUGUGAAUACUUGAAAUAUCGUUUUUAUAUUUUGUAUUAUAAAACUCCGUUAAGUUUCAUUUAGGAAGUUUUCAGCGGAGAAGUUGUAUAUACUGCCGAUGUUUAUAAUAAAAAAAUGACAUAUCGUAGAAA